This is a messenger RNA of Volvox carteri f. nagariensis, 1803 nucleotides long. RefSeq lists its product as uncharacterized. The coding region runs from base 1 to 1803 and encodes 600 amino acids. Gene Ontology annotation, molecular function: iron-sulfur cluster binding; acyltransferase activity, transferring groups other than amino-acyl groups. The record is from RefSeq and is a predicted model, not a curated record. Gene Ontology annotation, biological process: tRNA wobble base 5-methoxycarbonylmethyl-2-thiouridinylation. NCBI's taxonomy places the organism in Eukaryota, Viridiplantae, Chlorophyta, Chlorophyceae, Chlamydomonadales, Volvocaceae. Gene Ontology annotation, cellular component: elongator holoenzyme complex; nucleus; cytoplasm. The transcript has 16 exons.
AUGAGCACGGAUGAGGCGCGCGUGCGGGCGAUUGCUGAGCUGGUCUCUGCGCUGGUCUCCGGAGUCCGAGAUGGCCGCGACGUUGACCUGAACCAGCUGAAGUGCGAGAUCAGUCGGCGUUACCGCCUCGCCCGUUCGCCCAAGCUGGUGGAGAUCAUUGCGGCGCUACCCGAGGAGCACCGGGCGGCCCUGCUGCCGAGGCUGAGAGCCAAACCCGUACGUACGGCAUCAGGUAUUGCGGUGGUGGCGGUGAUGUCCAAGCCGCACCGCUGUCCCCACAUCGCCACCACGGGCAACAUUUGCAUCUACUGCCCGGGAGGUCCCGACAGUGACUUUGAAUACUCAACUCAGAGCUACACGGGGUAUGAGCCGACAUCCAUGCGCGCGAUUCGGGCGCGGUACGACCCGUACGUGCAGGCUCGCGGACGCGUCGACCAGCUGCGCAAGCUGGGGCAUGUCGUGGACAAGGUGGAGUACAUUCUGAUGGGCGGGACGUUCAUGUCGCUACCCGCCGACUACCGGGACUACUUCAUUCGCAAUCUGCAUGAUGCGCUGUCCGGACACGCAAGCAGCUGUGCCGUACGCUACAGUGAGGAGAGCCGUACCAAGUGCAUCGGCCUCACCAUUGAGACGCGGCCAGACUACUGCGCCCGGAGUCACCUGACGGACAUGUUGUCGUACGGUUGUACGAGACUUGAAAUCGGGCUGCAGUCCAUUUACGAGGACGUGGCCCGGGACACUAACCGGGGCCACACGGUGGAAGCGGUGAAGCAGUGUUUCGUGGGAGCAAAGGAUGCCGGAUUCAAGGUGGUGGUGCACAUGAUGCCCGACCUGCCCGGAGUGGGCUGGGAGCGGGACAUCGAGUGCUUCCGGGAGUUCUUCGAAAACCCGGAUUUCCGUACAGACGGCCUCAAGCUCUAUCCCACGCUUGUCAUCCGAGGUACGGGAUUGUACGAGCUGUGGAAGCGGGGGCUGUACCGCAACUACGCUCCUGACAAGCUGGUCGACCUGGUGGCUCGAGUGUUGGCCCUUGUGCCGCCCUGGGUCCGUGUUUAUCGUAUUCAGCGGGAUAUCCCCAUGCCUCUGGUGACCGCCGGCGUCGAGAAGGGCAAUCUGCGGGAGGUAGCCCUCGCCAGGAUGGCGGCGCUGGGCCUGAGGUGCAGGGAUGUUCGUACACGGGAGGUAGGUAUUCAGGAGAUUCACGGCGGGUCCGCUGUACGACCAGAUCAGGUGGAGCUGUUGCGGCGGGAUUACGCGGCCAACGGCGGCUGGGAGACCUUCCUGGCUUAUGAGGACCCGCGCCAGGAUAUUCUGGUGGGCCUCCUGCGGCUUCGACCGGACUCCUCCCGACAGCCCGAGCUGCUAGGCCGCGUAUCAAUGGUACGGGAGCUGCACGUGUACGGCACAGCCGUUGCCGUACAUGCACGCGACACGGCGAACUUUCAGCACCAGGGCUAUGGCAGUCUGCUGAUGGCGGAGGCGGAGCGCAUAGCCCGCUUCGAGCACCUCUCCACCAAGAUUGCCGUCAUUAGCGGAGUGGGUACCCGCCACUACUACCGCAAACUGGGCUACGAGCUGGAAGGGCAUUACAUGGUCAAGCACCUGCACCCUCCGGCGCCGGCGCCCAUGCAGGCGCCGGCGGCGGCCAUGGCUGCUGCUGUCGCCGAUGUCACCGGCGGAAAGAAGGGUGCGGCCGCGGGGGUUCCGCAGCCUGUGAACAGGCGGCGGCGCACAAUGGCAAGGGGUACGGCACAUGGGAUGGCGGCGGUCGCCAAAGCGGGCUCGGGUGCGGGGUUGGUGUGA